AUGCCGUUUAGGAAGACGAGGAAGAAACUUGCGAAACGGAUCAAACGCCUCUUCGGGAAAAUCGUGCCACCCCCCAAGGAUGCAGCUCCCCCUCCGGAUUUCGAUAUAGUACCGGCGUGGAAGGAGACCGCGGCCAAUCGGGUCCCUGUUGAAAUAUUGAUGAAGAUAAUCGAGGAGGCGACUGACGUCCCAGGCGCUCUGGACGCGGUCGUUUUCAUGCCAAAAUUCUCCAAGGAGAACGAGCUCUACUACCUCAAACUGGCGAAGCGGACUGCGCUGUCGAUGGUCCAGGUGUCGCGGGUCUGGAAAACCAUGGCUACAAUCUAUCUCUACCGGAUCAUCCGCCUGAACAACGAGGAGCAGGUCCCCCUGCUGGCACGCACCCUCGCCGAUCCGAUAACUUGGCACUACGGCUCGUAUGUCCGCAGGUUGGAGCUCACUAUGGGGUGUUUCGGCUUUGCUUCGGAGUCUCUUCCGAGGGUGAUCAGGUCCAUGCCACUGCUGCAGAUUUUCCGGUGGAGACAUCCCGAGCAUCUACGGCCCCUGGUCGAUCGGCGGUCAUUCCGCCGCCCGGAAUUUGUGGACAGCGUUCUACGGGAACUGCCUCCGACCCUGCGAGCCUUGGAUACUAUCCGUGCCUUGCCAAUGUUCGAUUAUACUGGUGUGCGGGUGUUACUUCGUAACCUGCCAUGUCUUCAAACACUGAACGUCGAGUCUGCCGGCGAGUUCGUCUCGGGCGUUGACACUGACCUGCGCAGCUUGUGUUCCAUUGAUCUCUCGCGAACGAAGCCCCUUGUCAUUCUCAAUGAGGACGAGUUGCCCUCUCUAGUUCAGCUGGAAGACAUUGUCUACCCUCACCCGGUGGCGCCCGACCCGCUCGACCCGUUCGACUGGACGCCCAAUGAGAGGCCUGAGCGGCUUAUCAUCCUCCUGGGCGAUCACUUUCGCAAAAUCCGCUCGAUCAUUCUCCGUGUCGAUGAAAACGCUCGGAUGAUGGACGUGGGGCACUACGUGGACAUCAUAACCCGAAAAACGCCGAACUUGGUAAACUUAACCUUGAUCCUUCAUAAGUGGAGUCAGUUUCCUCCCAACUUCCUCUUGCGGAAUGCGGUCUACCUCGGGUUCGGCCUGGUGGACCCAAGGGCAAUCAAGCAUGCGCCCGAGGGCGAAGACGAUGGCAGAUAUUGGCGGUUCUUCCAUUCGCUGAGUUGGGUCAGAUUUCUCGGCGAAUUUCAAGCUAUCUAUUUUCUCGAUGAUGCUCUCUACUACCACGCCAACUGGAUCUACCACAACACUUGGGAUGAUGUCGCCUCUGAGAUCAGGCGUUUCCGUUAUGAGAUAUUGUUCCGCGAUGGAACCACUCUGGUGCCGGAGUCUCUUGAGAACGUGCACCCUACUCCGCCUUCUGUCCGCGUGCGGAAUACCAUGGACACCGUUCCACUGCGCGACAAGCCUCCGUUCCAAUUCAGUCCUGAAUUCCAAAUUGAGGGAUAG
This is a messenger RNA of Gloeophyllum trabeum ATCC 11539, 1494 nucleotides long. RefSeq lists its product as uncharacterized. The transcript has a single exon. The record is from RefSeq and is a predicted model, not a curated record. The coding region runs from base 1 to 1494 and encodes 497 amino acids. Lineage: Eukaryota; Fungi; Basidiomycota; Agaricomycetes; Gloeophyllales; Gloeophyllaceae.